Molecule: messenger RNA, 3424 nt
Organism: Dromiciops gliroides (monito del monte)
Lineage: Eukaryota; Metazoa; Chordata; Mammalia; Microbiotheria; Microbiotheriidae
Gene: ARMC6
Product: armadillo repeat containing 6
Exons: 8
Coding region: 342-1745 (467 amino acids)
Biological process (GO): hematopoietic progenitor cell differentiation
Molecular function (GO): protein binding
Source: RefSeq, a predicted model, not a curated record
GUAUUCCCUACAAAAGCUCACCAAGACGAAUCUCUCCUCUAUUGCGCUGAAAACACGGGGUAAGAGGUCGUGCGGUGUGGCAAUUAUGUAGCUGAAGGCUCGUCCUUAUUUUGCACCGCCGCCUCUUCCCCCCCCUCCCCCCAAAAAGCUCCGCUGGCUUGGGGAAAAGGAGUGGCCAGUGCGCCUGCGCGGUCCAGCCCAGCUGCUACGGUGGCCACUAAGAGUCAGAGGCGACUGCCGGCCGGCCCACUGCGUCCACCGUGCUCCGCGCGUGGGUAGCCUCGUCUCUGGAAAAGAGCUGCUUUGGGGACUGAAAUUGCAGAAGUCUGCCAGAAAUCAACAUGGCCAAACGCAUCAGCCAGGAGACCUUUGAUGAUGUGGUACAAGAAAACAUCAUGGAGUUUGACAUGGACCCUGAGGAGGCUGUGAAAGAAGCCAUCCAGCAGUUUGAAUCUCAAGGGGUUGAUCUGACCAACAUUGUAAAAACAAGACCCAAAGCAUCUGCUUGUGGUGACCAGGGGCCAAAGCAUGAAAUUUUGCAGGCACUGGAUGCUCUCCAGAAGUCUGUUGACUCUGCCACUUCUCAAGAGGUGGUGGAACACCUCAUGAGCUUCAGUGAGCAGUGCCGGGGGCAGGUCUCCAGCCGUUACCUGGCUGCAGAGAAGGGCGCAUAUCCUGUCGUACUCUCAGCCUGUCAGCGAGCUGUGACAGAAGACCAGGGCUUCUUGGUGAAGGCCCUGAAUGCCCUAGCUGCCCUGACCGAGGGUCAGCCAGACCUGCUGGAUCCCAAGGGGCUACAGCUGCUAGUGGACACACUGAAGCAGCACUUGGGGGUGGCUGAAGUGACCUGCUCUGGCCUCCGCUGCAUUCGCCACGUCUGUCUGAAACAUGAGCAGAACCGGCAGAACCUGGUGAGAGCGGGCAUCCUGCCUCUGCUGACGGGGACCAUCGAGAGGCACAGCUGCAGAGCUAAUGUGGUCAAGGAGGCCUGCUCUGCUCUGAGAGUCAUGACCUUUGAUGAUGACAUCCGAGUGCCCUUUGGCCACGCACACGACCACGCCAAGAUGAUAGUGCAAGAGAAUAAGGGCUUAAAGGUUCUCAUAGAAGCAGCCAAAGCAUUCCCAGACAACCCUACUCUUCUCGGCGAGCUGUGUGCUACUUUGUCCCGCCUGGCUGUUCGGAAUGAAUUCUGUCAGGAGAUCGUUGACCUCGGGGGCCUCAAAAUUAUGUUGACCCUCCUGGCUGACUGCUUUGACCACCCGGAGCUGGUACGGCAGGUGCUGAGCGUCCUCCGAGCCAUCGCCGGCAAUGAUGAUGUAAAGGAUGCCAUCGUCGGUGCAGGUGGAACAGACUUCAUUGUGAUGGCGAUGACGCGGCAUCUCUCUAGUCCCCAGAUCUGUGAACAGAGUUGUGCAGCCCUGUGCAUGCUGGCCCUGCGCAAGCCUGACAACAGCCGGAUGAUCGUCGAGGGUGGGGGGGCCUUGGCAGCCCUGCAGGCCAUGAAGACCCACCCGAAGGAAGUCAGUGUGCAGAAACAGGCUUGCCUGCUGAUCCGUAACCUUGUAGCCCGCACACAAGCCUUCUCCCAACCCAUCCUGGACAUGGGGGCAGAGAAGCUUAUCACAGAAGCCAGAGCCACACACCAGGAAUGCGACGAUGUGGCCAAGGCUGCCCUUCGGGACCUGGGCUGCAAGGUGGAGCUUCGGGAGCUGUGGACAGGAGAAAAGGGGGACCUGGCUCUCUGAGGCCCCUUCCUCCACCAACAGGCUUCAGGAACAUUCUACACCCCAAACUGGGCCCAUGGACAGCAGCGACUCAGCUGGGGACAAUGGUCACCCUGAGAUGUCGUGGUACAAUGCUACUCAGAGGCCUCACGGAGGAGUCUAUGGCUUCUACUGGCUCAGAAGCCAAGUCCUGUACCUCAAGCCCCCUCCAUGCAGCCUUAGUACCACCUCUAGCCUGUGUGCUUUUCCUGAAGGCCCCAGGGAGCAGACUGGUUUGGGCGCAGUGGGCCCCUUCCUCCUGGGGUGAUUGUGGCCGGGCUGUCUUGUCUGCUUUAAUAUGACAGUUUCUCCAUGUCCUGUGUAUCUUCUAUUUUAUCAUCUUUAGGUGAGAUAGCCAGAGUCAUCAGUGGAAGGCCAUGAAGCCCUUCUUAUCUCCUUUACUUAACCUUCCAUAGCUUAAAACAGAGUGAAGAAUGUUGUCUGAGAAGUACUUCUCAGACCCUGAGGGCUGAGCAGUAUAAACCUGCCUCCCCAUUCAUUCACCCCAUGGCUGUCCUCCCUCUAGGGGCUUGCCACCAGUCUCGCCCUGCCAGCCCUCGGCCUUGGGUCCCUCCCUCAUCUUCUGCCUCACUGCCAAAUGAAGGUGGAGAGAAUCAUAAAAGUGCUGACUGGAAAUGGAUGUUACAUAAUCUUGCUUAAGCCUGCCUUUGUUGGUCCUCAGAUAAGACACUCAGGGCAUUUUCUAUGGCUGUGCCCUCACCCAUGGAAUGCUCUCCUUUAAGUCCAACUAAAAGCCCUACCCAACCCAUCUUCAUGCUGGUACUUUCUUGCUAUGCAUUAGUUCUUGUUUAUCCUGUACACAGCUUGUUUGUACCUCCUUUUUGUUUGCUGUCAUCCUUACUAGCUUGUGAGCGCCUUGGGGGCAGGAACUAUCUUUUGCCCUUCUUUGUAUUCCCAGAACUUAGCAUAGUAGCACAGUGCCUGGGGCACACAACAGGUGCUUUUUUUUUUGUUGUUGUUGGGGUGCAUUGAGAGUUAAGGGACUUGCCCAGGGUCACACAGCUAGUAAGUGUCAAAUGUCUGAGGCAAGAUUUGAACUCAGGUCCUCCUGAAUCUAGGGCCACUGCUUUAUCCACUAGGUGCUUUUAAUAAAUGACUGACUGUCAAGGCAGGGUACUUGGGAGUGCCCGGUAGCUCAUGAUAGCAGCCCCAGCCCCAGGUGAUAGGCUUAUUAUUCUCUGACAGCACUGUCCUAAGUUCUAGAGCUGGCCAAGUCUGCUUCUCUGCUCCACCUCUUCCUUCCCCUCAAGUACCUUGGCCACCCAGCCCGCUUCUCUUACUGGUGACCUGGUCUCUAGCUUUCCCACCUACACUUAUGCUCCACUCUAUCUGCCUGCCAGUUAAUAAUGGCAUCAGAAGCAAAUGCCAACUCACUUGUAGCUGUUUGAACAUUUUUUAUCACUGAGGAAUCAGUUCUUUAAAUCUGGUUGUCAGACUUGUCUGCUGGAGUUUGAUUCACAAGAGGAACAAAAGUAGAUGCUGAUAAGUUAUGGAGGAAUGUGUCAAGGUAGCUAGGUGCCAUUGUGGAUUGAGCACUGGGCCUGGAGUCAGGAAGACCUGGGUUCAAAUCCUGUCUUAAGAUGUGAGCUCUAUGACCUUGGGCAAGUCACUUAACCUCUGCCUCAGUUUCCUCAACUAUA